Vicugna pacos (alpaca) is the source of this 3780-nucleotide messenger RNA. RefSeq names its product ARF like GTPase 6 (gene ARL6). The record is from RefSeq and is a predicted model, not a curated record. Gene Ontology annotation, molecular function: GTPase activity; GTP binding. Lineage: Eukaryota; Metazoa; Chordata; Mammalia; Artiodactyla; Camelidae.
GCCCAGUCACCCUUGCUCACACUUCUUUAAUACUCCUCGCUGUGCCUCUGGCAUUUUGGGGACCUUUUCAAUCCUACAACGAGUGUGCGGCGACUGACGCGCUAAAACCUCUGAGGAGGCGUGGCUCCAGACCGGAAGAACCUUCGGUUGCCACGGGAACGCCACGCACCAAAGGCAUCAAGGCGCCUGCCCAGCUACUGAUGGUUGGGCUGAAGCAGACGCUGCCCCUUCGCCCAACUUGCAGAGGCAGUUUUGUUCAGGACUCGGCGUCCUUCUUCCGAUGGAGGCCUAGAGAGAAAGGCUGAGGGGCGUCCGCACCACAUUCCCUGUCGAGAGACGGAAAGGAGCGAGUGCGUCCGUUCCUGUUCAGCAGCUCCUGGGCCCGCGGGACAAACGUCAAAGAGCAGCUGGUUUGGAAAUACUUGACUCACAUUAUGGGAUUGUUAGACAGACUUUCAGGCUUGCUUGGCCUGAAGAAGAAGGAGGUUCAUGUUUUGUGCCUUGGUUUGGAUAACAGUGGCAAAACAACAAUCAUUAAUAAACUUAAACCUUCAAAUGCUCAAUCUCAAGAUAUAGUUCCAACUAUAGGAUUCAGCAUAGAGAAAUUCAAAUCAUCCAGUUUGUCUUUUACAGUGUUUGACAUGUCAGGUCAAGGAAGAUACAGAAAUCUCUGGGAACACUAUUAUAAAGAAGGACAAGCCAUUAUUUUUGUCGUUGAUAGUAGUGAUAGAUUACGAAUGGUUGUGGCCAAAGAAGAACUGGAUACUCUUCUGAAUCAUCCAGAUAUUAAGCAUCGUCGAAUACCAAUCUUAUUCUUUGCGAACAAAAUGGAUCUUAGAGAUGCAGUGACAUCUGUAAAAGUGUCUCAAUUACUGUGUUUAGAGAACAUCAAAGAUAAACCAUGGCAUAUUUGUGCUAGUGAUGCCAUAAAAGGAGAAGGAUUGCAAGAAGGUGUAGACUGGCUUCAAGAUCAGAUCCAGGCUGUGAAGACAUGAAAAGAUAGUAUUUGGAAACCUCAACAGUUUUCAAUUCAAGGAAUAUAUCUUAAAGCAAACUGAACUUUAAAUUUCUUAAAAGGUGUUUGUACAUCUGAGAAUACUUUAUAAUCUUCUGCCUGCAUUUAUGGACUCUGAAUGAGGUUUUUAAGAACAUAGGACUUCAGGUAUGCUAAUCUGGCCAUUAAUUAUACGAAAAUUAAAUCUUUCCUCAGAAGGGCUCCCUCCCCAGAAUUACCGACUUCUUGGUAAAAGUCUGCAUUUGAUUGUAACUAGAAUGUUUAAAGUCAGAGUUAUAAGCCAUCUCAAUAUCUCAUCAUGAUUUAUGAUAUCUUUAAUGCAUUUUACUUUUUUUAAUUGUCUUCUAAAACUUUAGUUUAUCAUAUGACUUUUGUAGUAUGAUUGUGCUUGUGGAAAAAGAACUUUAAAUAUUUAUAAGGGACCAUUGGGUAAUUAAUAUAUAUUAAAGUUUUUCUAUAUGUCACCACUAAUAAAACAUAAAGUGUACCAAGUAGGAUGCUUUGUAUGCUAAAAAGAAUAAUGGUGUGUUACUAUGGUAUUUGGUGUUUUACUGUCAAACAUUUGUAAAUUAUCUGAAACCAAGUUAAGCUAAAUUUAUCCAGUGAAUAUAUAUGAAACAUCUCUAUACCUAUACUAGUUUGGCAUUUUCCUAGGCAAUGGUGAUACAAGAUAAAUGAAACAUAUUCCUUUUCCUUAGAGUACUUAAAUUUGAGGGAGAAUUUGAGAAUCUUUUCAUUCAUAAUUUUAUUACAUUGGCUGAAUGAAAAUACUGCAUCUUAAGAUUAAGAAGUAUAGAAAUGAAUUAAUGUGAUUCUUCACAAUUAUUACAACUUACUUCUUUCUUCUGUUAAAAUGUCUCCAGUUUACUGCACUACUUUGUUAAAAUAGACUGUGACUCACCAACUAUGUUUUUCCUGAGCAUAAACUGCUACAAAAAUGUUCUUUAGAAUUUUAAACAUAUCUCUGCCAUUUACUGUAUGAAAAUUGUGUUACUUCUCACAACUUGGAGACUACUUAUAAUUAUAAACUCUAAAUAGAAGCUUUCAUUUCAAAUUAAUCACUGGGAAACAGUAUACUGAACAAUGGUGUGAAUCCUGAAAAAUAUUAUGUAUAAGGAAAAACUGUAAUAUCAGUGUGUAACCUCUUAAAUAUCCUUAGCUGUGAAAAUGAUAAAAAAUAGAAGGGAAAAGGUAAGUGAGUAAUAAGGAUGUGUUAUAGUAACUAUGGUAGUGGUAUUUUCACAGAGAUUGAAUAAAAUAAUUUUAAAACUACAGUAAAAAUUCUGUAGUCCAUUUUCUCUUAGUGCAGAAAUCCCAGUGAUUUAGAAUUUGGCAAAUUGAAAGUUAUCCAGAAUGUUCCAGUGAACCAGCAUUUUAGCUAGCUUUCUCUCAUAAGUUGUUUUGAUGAGGAUACAAAGUGAGUCUCGAGUUGCCUCAGAUAUAAAAAAGGACAUGAAGAUGAAAACACUGACUUUAAUAAAAAAAUUAAUAUUAUGUAACUGUUUUAGGAGGAUGGAGAAAGGGGUGUUUUAAGAGAAUUCAAAUCUCAUCUACAGUAGGUAACAAUAAUAAUAGCUAUCACUAUAUGGUCACUCUGUUUUGAGCAAGAUAUCAUACAUAUGUGGGAUUUUGCAUCAUAUAAUCCUCACAAUAACCUCAUGUAGUAGAUUCUAGUAUUUUGUAGAGAAGGAAACUGAGGCCUCAAAGUUUAUUUGUUAAAGGUCACAAAGCUGGUAAAUGGUGCUGAGAUUCAGAACCAAAAGUUCUGUUUAAAAUGGGUGAUUCAAGAGCUAAGAGUGUUGCUGAUUUUAGAAAUAUAGAGCUAUCUGCCAUAAGAACAGCUAAAAGGUUGGGAAAGUCUCACUGCAGUGGGAGACCCGAAUGGGGCUAGAGGAGGUCAGGAACAAAGGACUACUGUUUUUUUUGUUUUUUGUUUUUUUGUUUUUGCUUCUUUUAAGUCUAUUAACACUUCAAAUUUUAAACUCUGGGAAGAAAUGACUGAUAAAAAUAAAACUAUGUUGAUGCUAGUAAGUUAAUUAGUAUUCCACAUACUAUAGUAAUUCACACUUAAGCAAAUAUUUAGAAGAGAGGGACAUACUAAUUUUUUCCUUUGUUUCCAUGAUCUCCAAAUCUAGUGUAUAGUCUAUAGUAAACAUUUAUUCCUACUCUACAUUUUCAUGUAAAGAUUAUGUACAGCAAGUUGGACUGCAGUGGUCACAGGAUGCCAUGUAAGUGUGCAAAUGCUGAGGUUAUUGUGUUUGUAUUUAGCAUUAUGCAAUUAAAAUUUAUUGCAUUAAAGCUCAAGCAAGCGUUUUAUUUCAUGUUUAGACAUCACUGUGUUGCAAAGUGUAAUUCAUUAAGCUCCACAUUUCAAUAUAAAACGUCAUAAAAUGUUCAAAAGUUAGCCUGUUGUAUGUUUUGCAUUUAAAUAUUUAUAUGUGGUACUAUUCAGCCUGUGCCUUAUAAACCACAAAAGGGCUGAGUUAUAUUUGUUUUCUGUUUAUAAGUUGUCUGCUAAAACUUACGAUUGUCUUAUUACUUAUUUUUUUCCUUUGAAAUUUUUGGCCCACCUUGUUGUGAUUUCUAUAAAUGUAAUGCAGUUACUCUGAAGAAAACUUAAGGUAAAUACAUCCUGCAUGUAAUUCUGGUACAUUAAAAUACUGUAGCAUUUUAACUGACUUUGUACAUAUUUUCUGCUUUCCGGUUACUCCCUCUUGCUUCUUAGUUAAAAAAUAAAUAAAACCAAUAUUAAAAGCUCACUUAAA